UCUGAAUGGUGACGUUUCCAUAAAAAAUAGGGGGCUUCGUAAUAAUUAAGUGAAGAAAACUGUUUAAUUUUUCUCAAGAAAUCAUUUCUAAAUUUCAUUCGAUUAUGUUUGUUAAAUGCCUACAAGUGUGGAAUUUAUGAUUUUUCUAAGGUUCAGAAACGAGGCACAAUAAAAACAACACAUCAUGUCACUCCAGGCGUUUGUGAUUUUUUCAUUUCUGUUUUUAACACCUAUUAAGGGUUUUUAUUUACCUGGUUUAGCCCCCGUGAACUAUUGCAAAACAACCGAAGAUCCUGGAAAAUCAUGCAAGACAGAGAUUCCUUUAUAUGUGAAUAGGCUGAAUACAGAAGAAUCUAUUAUUCCAUUUGAAUACCACCACUUUGAUUUCUGUACUACAAAUGAGGACCAAUCGCCUGUUGAAAAUCUCGGUCAAGUAGUUUUUGGUGAGAGAAUCCGUCCUAGUCCUUAUAAACUAAAGUUUCUUGAGGAUACAAAAUGUAAAGCAGUAUGCAAGAAGACAUACAGAGGCUCCGAUACAGAUUCUACAAAAAAACUUAACUUGCUGAAGAUGGGUAUGACAUUGUGCUACCAACAUCACUGGAUUUUGGAUAAUAUGCCAGUGACCUGGUGUUACCUAGUCAAUGAAGGUGGUAAAAUGUACUGCAGUACUGGUUUUCCAAUGGGUUGCCAAGUUCGUAAAGAUAAUAUGGACACAUGUGCUUCGAUAGUUACUAUACCUGCAAAGGUUGGUGCCUAUUACCUAGUUAACCAUGUGGAUCUGGAGAUUACAUACCACAGUGGUGGUGAUGAAGAUUGGGCUGUAAGCUUUGGUGAAAAUGGAGGCCGCAUUAUAUCUGCUAAGGUAAAGCCAGCCAGCAUAAGACAUGAAAACGAAAACAACUUAGACUGUACUGUUCGGAACAAUCCUCAAGAAAUACCAGCAACACUUGACAGUGAUAAGACUUUGGACGUAAUUUAUACGUACAGUGUUACAUUUAUAAAGAACAACAACAUUAAAUGGUCGUCGAGAUGGGACUACAUAUUAGAAUCAAUGCCGCAGACCAAUAUUCAAUGGUUCUCGAUUUUAAACUCCUUGGUGAUAGUCCUGUUCCUCAGCGGAAUGGUUGCUAUGAUAUUGCUAAGGACCCUCUAUAAAGACAUCGCUAGAUACAACCAAAUGGAAUGUGGUGAAGAUGCUCAGGAGGAAUUCGGUUGGAAAUUAGUUCACGGUGACGUCUUUCGACCUCCUCGUCGGGGCAUGCUGCUGGCUGUCUUCUUAGGAUCUGGAUCUCAAGUGUUCGGCAUGACACUUGUGACGCUGGCGUUCGCGUGCCUCGGGUUCCUGUCGCCGGCCAACCGCGGCGCGCUGAUGACGUGCGCGCUCGUGGUGUGGGUGCUGCUGGGCGCCGCCGCCGGCUACGUCAGCGCGCGCGUCUACAAGAGCUUCGGCGGACGAAGAUGGAAGAGCAAUAUCCUACUCACUUCCACUGUCUGUCCCGGCGUUGUUUUCUCUCUGUUCUUCGUGAUGAACUUGGUGCUGUGGGGUAAGGACUCGUCGGCCGCGGUGCCGUUCUCGACGCUGGUGGCGCUGCUCGCCCUGUGGUUCGGUGUGUCUGUGCCUCUGACGUUCAUCGGGGCCUACUUCGGCUUCAGAAAGAGGAUCCUGGACCAUCCAGUGCGCACCAACCAGAUCCCGCGGCAGAUCCCCGAGCAGUCCCUGUACACGCAGCCGAUACCCGGCAUCAUCAUGGGAGGAGUUUUGCCCUUCGGUUGCAUCUUUAUACAGCUGUUCUUCAUACUCAACUCUCUGUGGUCUAGCCAAAUGUACUACAUGUUCGGCUUCCUGUUCCUGGUCUUCGUGAUCCUGGUGAUCACGUGUUCGGAGACGACAAUCCUGCUGUGCUACUUCCACCUGUGCGCCGAGGACUACCACUGGUGGUGGCGCGCCUUCUUCAGCUCUGGCUCCACGGCCGGUUACCUGUUCAUCUACUGCUGUCACUACUUCGUCACCAAGUUGAACAUCGAGGACGCUGCCUCCACCUUCCUCUACUUCGGCUACACUCUGAUCAUGGUGUUCUUGUUCUUCCUUCUGACCGGCACGAUCGGCUUCAUGGCCUGUUUCUGGUUCGUCAGGAAGAUCUACAGCGUAGUGAAAGUAGAUUAAUUAGUGUGUGGCUGUGUUUUAAGUGACGGAGUUCGUACAACGUUUGCGUGUCCAUUGUGGUUGAAUCAAUUGUGAUUGUAUUGUAUUAUGGGUAAAUUAUACAUUAAAGUGAUUUUCUUUA
Bombyx mandarina (wild silkworm) is the source of this 2285-nucleotide messenger RNA. It is a transcript of the gene TM9SF2, whose product is annotated as transmembrane 9 superfamily protein member 2. Gene Ontology annotation, cellular component: membrane. Gene Ontology annotation, biological process: protein localization to membrane. NCBI's taxonomy places the organism in Eukaryota, Metazoa, Arthropoda, Insecta, Lepidoptera, Bombycidae. The record is from RefSeq and is a predicted model, not a curated record.